Messenger RNA from Malus domestica (apple), 3286 nucleotides. Its product is annotated as probable serine/threonine-protein kinase At1g54610. Gene Ontology annotation, molecular function: ATP binding; RNA polymerase II CTD heptapeptide repeat kinase activity. Gene Ontology annotation, cellular component: nucleus; cyclin-dependent protein kinase holoenzyme complex. Gene Ontology annotation, biological process: protein phosphorylation; positive regulation of transcription elongation by RNA polymerase II. NCBI's taxonomy places the organism in Eukaryota, Viridiplantae, Streptophyta, Magnoliopsida, Rosales, Rosaceae. The record is from RefSeq and is a predicted model, not a curated record.
ACACCUUGUGUGUUUGUUUCUUCUGAUGUUUUAUUCGCUUUGAAUCUUUGAUUGAGUAAGAACUGUUGGAUUAGAAGUCUGGAAGAGAAGAGAGAGUGUAUGUGUUUUGUUGACCGAGCACAGUAGCCGGCCACUGCCGUCUCGCAAUACGUUAAUCAUUUUGUAAGAAAUAUUUAGUUAUUUGAAUGCGCGUUGAACGAUUAACCCAACAAUACGCCCACAAACCCACAACCCACAAAAGCAUGCUUCUUCUGUUUCUGCACUUUCUUGGUAAUUAACCCUCUUUCUUUCUCAAUCGAUUUCUCAAUCGUUGCUCAACCUAUUCUGUAUUUAUUCAUCUCUUUUUUUUUUUUUUUUUCAAAAUUUCCGUACUUGUUACAGUACUAGUCUAAUUGUUAUUUUCUCACUUUCUUAUUUUUCAUCCAAGAAUUGGAGAUUCUUUUUCAAAUUCGUAUUUUGAAUUGAAUUUGGAGAUUUGGGUAUUGGGUAAAUUUGAAUGUGUCAAAAGUAGCAAUUUUUUGGGUUUUCUGAGGGUUGUAUAUUAGGUGAAUAUUGAAUGUUUGUGAGAUGAAGUGGGUAAAGGGUGAAUUAUGAGUUCUUUGGAAGGUGAAUUAUGGAUAGUUGAUUCUUUGGUUUAGAUUCUUUGUGAUGGAGUUAGGUAAAGAAGGAGGUUUUGUGAAGGUUUGGAUUGGUUUUGGGUGGUGAAUUUUGCUUGUGAAGGAGGGUUUUGUGUUUGUUUCUAGUUCAACAUGGGUUUAAUAUGUACCAAGGCUUCGGCCGUCGAAGAUAGCCGGGAAAGCCCACCAAAAAGGGUGGCUUCGAUUUCGAGUAGGCAGCACUCUGAGCUGAAGGUUUCGCGGUUCAAUUCUUCGAAAAGAGAGGAGCCAGUUUGGACUAAAGAUAGAUUGGGUGGUGGUGGUGAUGUCAAAAUUAUGUUGGUGGAUAAGAAAGUCAAUGGUUCAAUCCGAUCAUAUGAUGUGACUAAGAGUAAGAAGAUGGACAAGGCUGAGGUUGCUCUUCUUGAUCAUCCGGGUUCGAGAAGAAUUCCCAACGCUACAGUGGCCGAGCAAUUAGCGGCAGGAUGGCCAGGUUGGCUCGCUGCAGCUGCCCCUGAAGCUAUCAAUGGAUGGAUACCACGACGCGCUGACACGUUCGAGAAGUUAAACAAAAUUGGCCAAGGAACUUAUAGUAGUGUUUACAAGGCUCGCGAUGUCAUGAACGAUAAAUUUGUUGCUCUGAAAAAAGUCAGAUUUGAUAAUCUCGAUUCUGAGAGUGUCAAGUUUAUGGCAAGAGAAAUUCUUUUCUUGCGCAGGCUUGAUCACCCUAAUAUAAUAAAGUUGCAAGGAUUGAUCACAGCACGGUCAUCUAGCAGCUUGUACCUUAUUUUUGAGUAUAUGGAACAUGAUCUUACAGGGCUUGCAUCACACCCAGGCAUUAAGUUCUCCGAACCUCAGGUCAAAUGUUACAUGCAGCAGCUUUUAAGUGGUCUUGAGCACUGUCAUAACCAUGGUGUUUUGCAUCGUGACAUAAAGGGGUCAAAUCUUCUUGUUGACAACAAUGGCAUCUUGAAAAUUGCUGACUUUGGCUUGGCAAGCAAUUAUGAUCCUCGUCACAGUGUUCCAUUGACAAGCCGUGUUGUGACUCUUUGGUAUCGGCCUCCAGAGCUUUUACUUGGUGCCACUAAAUAUGGUGUUGCUGUGGAUUUAUGGAGCACAGGUUGCAUACUAGGAGAAUUGUAUUCUGGAAAGCCCAUCCUUCCAGGAAAAACAGAGGUUGAACAAUUGCAUAAAAUUUUCAAGCUCUGUGGCUCACCAUCUGAGGAUUAUUGGCGUAAAUUGCGCUUACGAAAUUCAACAAUGAUCAAGCCUCCUCAACCUUAUAGAAGAUGCGUGGCAGAGACUUUUAAUGACCUUCCUGCUGCAGCUCUGCAGCUUAUGGACAUUUUACUUUCUGUCAAUCCUGCUGAUCGAGGAACUGCUGCAAUUGCCCUCAAGAAUGAGUUCUUCACCGCAAAGCCUUUUCCUUGUGAUCCUUCAAGUUUGCCCAAGUACCCCCCCAGCAAAGAGAUUGAUGCCAAAUUGCGAGAAGCAGAAGCUAGAAAGCAAGGAGCCAGUGGAGGAAGGGGUCAGAAGGAAGACCUUGGCAGGAGAACACAACCUCCAGCAGUUGCAGGAACAAAUGCUAACUCCGAGUCCAUUGCGUCAGUGCAGAGAAGACAAGGCCAUUCCAACCCAAGGGUCCGAAGUGAAAUGUUCAACCCGCAUAGGGAACAAACUCUUUCUGGGUUUCUGGUUGAUCCAACCAAACAUUUGCCAAGCGAUAAAGAUGCUAGAAAGGAUUUCACGGAGCACCAGAAUAAGAGGACUUCAAUUUCAGGACCACUAAUCCAUGGACCUGGAUGGGCUAAGUCUGGGAAGGAACUUAAUGAUUCCUUUUUGAGUUCAAAUAGAGCCAACUUGUCGAAAUUAUCUGGUUUAGUAAUGGCUAGGACUGCAUUGUCCGACGACCAACAAGAAAAACCUGGUCCCUCAGGACAAGAAACAAUAAAGCCAGUAGGCGGAUUUCCAGGGUCAUUUGAUCAGGAGGAAUCUGCAAAGAAGCAGGAGCUGAUGCAUUACACACAGAGAGUUGCCAGUUCUUGUCAGAUGGAAGAUGAGAAUGGCUCUAUUAAAGAACCAAAUAUGCAUGGUCGGGGGCCCAAGGGGAACAAAAUUUACGUGUCUGGUCCAUUACUUGUUUCUUCAAACAAUGUGGAUCAGAUGCUUAAAGACCAUGACCAUCGGAUCCAAGAAUACGCCCGGCGUGCUCGACUUGAGAAGAGCAGACAUGGGACGCAAGUGACCGAAAGACAUCGAGCUGGAUAAGCUGUGAAAUUAAACAUUUGUGUUCCUGGUCGUAUUGGAGCUGGACCCCUGGAACCCCUUGACUUCGUCAUAACACACACACUGAUACAGAUACACAAUACAAAGAGAGAGAUGAAGCUACGCCCUUCCCUGUACAGUGAGUACUUUCCCUGUACAGUGAGUACUUUCUUCAGUCCCAUAUUCGUUAGUAAAUGAAACAUCAGAUGGCUAAUUUUGAAGAAGAGGAUUUUUCAUUAGAACAUACUUUAUGUAUCUUAACCCAUAAUUUAAGUCCGAGACCCUCUCGUAGCCAUUUGAGGAUGAAUGCACCAAAUUUAUUCGUCGUACAUACAGUUGAAAAAUAAUUCUUGCCAUGUAAGUUAGUGUCUCCAUUUUCUUCGCUUGGUUGCAAUUUAUGUGAGUUUUUGCUGUUCUUCACAAUA